GUAACAAUAUAAUGGAAUACGAUUACAUCGGAGCUAUUAAAAUAAAAGAUGGGUUAUUUUUAGGAGAUCAAUUUGCCUCUUAAGUAUAGAAUUGAAUAAAGAUUAUAGGACUUAGAAUUUAUUGUAACUAAUAAGGUUUCCAGAAUAGUUAAUUGUGCUUCAAAACAAAUUCCAAAUCAUUGGGAAUCAAUAGGUAUAGUAUAUAUGUCAUUGCCAUGGAUUGAUAACGAUACUUAAGUAAAAUUUGAUAUAAUAAGGUUAUAUUUUAACAAGAGGAACUAAUAAAUUAAGUAAUUAAAUUUAUUGAUGAUGCAUUGAAUAAUGGAGAAAGUGUUAUUGUACAUUCAAUAAGAGGGCAUAAUAGAUCUAUAGCUGUUCUUUGUGUUUAUUUUAUGAAAAAGUAUAGAUGGACUUUAUAUAAAACUUUAUAAUUUAUGCACAGCAGACGGCCAGAUUUAGAAAUUAGAGCUAAUUUUUUUAAUUAACUGUUGGCAAUAGAAACCAAAUUCUAAAAAAAUGGUUUGGGAGCAAAAACUUAUAAUUGGGAAGAAGUAUAUACUUAAGGAGACCCAGAAGAAAUGGUUUUAAGAAAUACAUAUUUAAAUGCAUAACCUUAAGGAGUAGCAGAAUUUAAAGAUCAUGAUUAAAAACCAAAAACUUAAAAGUAAUUAAUUAAAUAAUUUAGAUUACGUUUUGCUGAAAAAAUCACAAUGUAUAUUCCACCUUAUGAAAAAAUAGUAUUUAAUAAAAAAAAACAAACUUAAGCUAUUGAAACUAAAUCUUGUUUGACUGGAAAGACAUUAUAAUAUGAAUAAUAAAUUUAAUAAUCUCCUCGUGCAACUACUAAUUUAAUGUCUUAGACUCAACCCUUAUAACCUAUUUAACCUGCUCAUUAAAGGCCUUCAUCAUAAGAUGUAAAGAAAGUUGUUGUUAAAAGUGAUAGUUCAAAAUUAUAAUAGUUACCUGAAGCUACUUGUAAGCUUUAACUUUAUUAUAGAAUCAUUAAAACCUAAGAAGUAACCAAAUAAUUAUAUGGAUUCAGGUGAUUAAUUUUUUUUACAAUCUUAACAAAAAAUCAAUUAGAAUUCUAAUUAAGGAGUAUUUUAGAAUGAAAGAAGACCUUAAACAGCCCCUAAUUAAUUAAGAGCACCUAGACUUCAGGUUACUCCAUAUAAAAAAAAUAGUACUGGUAAUUAAAAAUAAGAAUUAACUAUUUAACCAAAUGCAUAAUUUAAACCUAUUGGUAAUAGAUAAAGAGCUCAUUCACCAAAUGCAGUAUAUAAUGCAAAUCCUUAUGUGUAAAAAUAAUUUAAAACUAAGCCUUGGAAAAAAUGA
Paramecium sonneborni is the source of this 1335-nucleotide messenger RNA. The record is from the annotation of a GenBank genome assembly. Lineage: Eukaryota; Ciliophora; Oligohymenophorea; Peniculida; Parameciidae.